AUCUAGCCGCUUCGUCUGCAAUCAAAACAUUUGGUGUUCGUGUUUGUUUACUGUCCGAGUCCGUAUUUAUUUGAUGAUUUAAUACCCUUUGCGCCACAAAAUGCAGUAUUGUGCAUCACCUGCGACACGUCUUUUGUCUGUGCCCUAGCACAGCGAGAAGGCAGACAACAUUUCGAAAAAUCUGUAGCAUAAUCAGCAACAAAACCAGCAGCAUUUUUUCGCACCUUCCCGGCGCCAUGGCCGUACAUGCGGGUGCUCCGAAGAGAAAAGAAAUUUACAAAUACGAAGCACCAUGGACAGUGUACAGUAUGAACUGGAGCGUAAGGCCCGAUCGCCGAUUCCGUCUGGCACUUGGGAGCUUCAUAGAAGAGUACAACAACAAGGUGCAAAUAGUCUCUCUGGACGAAGACACCUCGGAGUUUCUGCCGAAGAGCACCUUCGAUCACCCGUACCCCACGACAAAAAUUAUGUGGAUACCAGACACCAAGGGAAUUUUUCCUGACCUGUUGGCAACGAGCGGCGACUACCUGCGUGUGUGGCGCGCUGGCGACGACACCCGCCUCGAGUGUUUGCUCAAUAACAAUAAGAACUCGGACUUCUGUGCACCGCUGACGUCGUUCGAUUGGAACGAAGUGGACCCCAACCUACUGGGAACCUCGAGCAUCGACACUACUUGCACUAUCUGGGGACUCGAGACAGGGCAAGUGGUUGGUCGCACCGGCCCGAUUGCUCCCUCCCAGCAUCAUCACCACGGCGGAGGAGGUCCACCAGCGCCAUCGGUCUCCGGACACGUCAAGACGCAGCUCAUCGCCCACGACAAGGAAGUGUACGACAUAGCUUUCUCCAGGGCUGGAGGUGGCAGGGACAUGUUCGCCAGCGUCGGAGCAGAUGGGUCUGUGCGGAUGUUCGACUUGCGCCACCUGGAGCACUCCACCAUAAUUUACGAGGACCCUCAACACCAGCCCCUGCUGCGACUGGCUUGGAACAAGCAAGAUCCCAACUACUUGGCCACUUUCGCCAUGGAUGCGUGCGAGGUCAUCAUACUGGACGUCAGGGUGCCGUGCACCCCAGUUGCUCGCCUCAACAACCAUCGCGCCUGUGUCAACGGCAUUGCCUGGGCACCGCAUUCUUCAUGCCACAUCUGCACUGCAGCGGACGACCACCAGGCCCUCAUCUGGGACAUCCAGCAGAUGCCGAGGGCGAUCGAAGAUCCCAUCCUGGCCUACACAGCCGAGGGCGAGAUCAACCAGAUCCAGUGGGCGUCGACGCAACCCGACUGGAUCGCCAUCUGCUACAUCAGCUGUCUGGAAAUAUUGAGAGUGUGACUAAGUGCCCGGCCCUCCCACCAGCAGCUACUCUAGAGCACGUUGCGCACGUGUUGUAGUUUUUGCGUGGGAAACGCGUUUCUAAAGAAGGCCGGGCGCCCAAUGGGCUCAACGUGUGUUUUGUGGACUGGUGGUCUUUAUUCCGUAGCCGAGGAGGAGGCGACGGUACUUACCCCUCCCCCCUUUUUUUUUUACGGACCUUUUACCGAGUUAGUGGGAACUGCGGGACGAACUAUGCACUAGUAGACUGGAGCCCGAAAGCUCGCCCCCUUCGUGCUGAUCGGACAUUGAUCGGGCAUUGAUCGGACGUUUAUCGGACAUUGAUCGCACGAGUUUGCUGCAAGUGUUAUUGUGCCAAGAUCUCGAGACGUGAUGUGCGAAUCGCAUUUGACGUGACAGACACCCCGUGGGGUGAUGGGUUAAGGAUGAAUUGCUGAAGCGGAUGCUGAGGUACCGGGCAUUGAGCUUACAUUUGGCUGAAAUUUGUACGGUGCACUCUUUUUAUUACCGUUUUAUGGCGAGCCAUUUCUAAUUUAUUUUGUAUUGCCGUAACACCGCGUAAAAUGUACCCAUCGUCAUUGGUUGCUGUACAGUAAGACAUCAAAAUAAAUUCAAAGAGAUUGA
This is a messenger RNA of Ornithodoros turicata, 1949 nucleotides long. It is a transcript of the gene wap, whose product is annotated as DDB1- and CUL4-associated factor 7. The record is from RefSeq and is a predicted model, not a curated record. Bases 237 to 1325 code for a protein of 362 amino acids. Gene Ontology annotation, molecular function: protein binding. Gene Ontology annotation, cellular component: nucleus. The transcript has 6 exons. NCBI's taxonomy places the organism in Eukaryota, Metazoa, Arthropoda, Arachnida, Ixodida, Argasidae.